Cetraspora pellucida is the source of this 177-nucleotide messenger RNA. NCBI's taxonomy places the organism in Eukaryota, Fungi, Glomeromycota, Glomeromycetes, Diversisporales, Gigasporaceae. The record is from the annotation of a GenBank genome assembly.
AUGAAUUAUAUAACUAAUAUUGAAGUCAAUAAAGAGAAUACUAACAAGACUAAUAAUGAAAUAAUGAUUGAUAAUGAAAACAUGAUUAAUUAUGAAUAUGUGAUUGAUAAUGAAGAUAAUGGUAACAAAGUUAAUUAUGAGGUUAAUAGCUCUUACAAAAUCAUUAAUGAUGGGUAA